Salvelinus namaycush (lake trout) is the source of this 1428-nucleotide messenger RNA. RefSeq names its product gamma-aminobutyric acid receptor subunit rho-3-like. Gene Ontology annotation, cellular component: synapse; GABA-A receptor complex; membrane. NCBI's taxonomy places the organism in Eukaryota, Metazoa, Chordata, Actinopteri, Salmoniformes, Salmonidae. The record is from RefSeq and is a predicted model, not a curated record. Gene Ontology annotation, biological process: regulation of membrane potential; monoatomic ion transmembrane transport; nervous system process. Gene Ontology annotation, molecular function: GABA-A receptor activity; extracellular ligand-gated monoatomic ion channel activity; neurotransmitter receptor activity. The transcript has 10 exons. The coding region runs from base 1 to 1428 and encodes 475 amino acids.
AUGAACGCUGUCCUUCUGGCCGUAAAGUGGCUGUGCUUGGUCUGGGCCGUGACGUGGCCUGUAACAAUGGUGACAGGGAUCCGUAACCCGGGACGACGGAGGCACAAAGACGUUUACGUGGGGGAGCACAGCAAGAACAAACACAGAGGGCGUAUAGACCAUAAACUGACGAGGCAGGACAGCACCAAGUCUCUACUCAUUAAGACUGAACAGCUGCUGAGGAUCGAGGAGCACGACUUCGCUAUGAGACCUGGCUUUGGAGGUGCAGCCAUCCCUGUAGGCAUUGAUGUUCAGGUGGAGAGCAUCGACAGCAUUUCAGAGGUCAACAUGGACUUCACCAUGACUCUGUACCUGCGCCACUACUGGAAGGAUGAGCGGCUGGCGUUUCCAUCUCGUAGCAACGUGAGCAGGACAUUUGAUGGGCGUCUGGUGAAGAAGAUGUGGGUUCCUGACGUGUUCUUCGUCCACUCCAAGAGGUCCUUCAUCCAUGACACCACCAUGGAGAACAUCAUGAUCAGGGUCUAUCCUGACGGAAGCAUACUCUACAGCGUCAGGAUCACAGUGACUGCUCUUUGCUCCAUGGACUUCAGCAGCUUCCCUCUGGACACACAGAACUGUUCACUGGAACUAGAGAGCUAUGCGUAUAAUGAGAAUGAUCUAAUGUUAUAUUGGAAGAAUGGCAACGACUCUCUGAGGACAGAUGAGAUGGUUCUGUCUCAGUUCUUCAUCAAGAAGUUCCACCCUUCCAGUGGGCUGGCCUUCUACAGCAGCACAGGUUGGUAUAACAGGUUGUAUAUAAACUUCAUCCUGAGGAGACAUAUCUUCUUCUUCAUGCUGCAGACAUAUUUCCCCACCAUGCUGAUGGUUCUGCUGUCCUGGGUCUCCUUCUGGAUUGACAGGAGGGCUGUGCCUGCACGUGUCUCCCUAGGUAUCACUACAGUACUGACCAUGUCCACCAUCAUCACUGGUGUGUCCUCCUCUAUGCCACAGGUGUCCUAUGUGAAGGCAGUGGACAUCUACCUGUGGACCAGCUUCCUGUUUGUGUUCCUGUCAGUGAUAGAAUAUGCUGCUGUCAACUACUGCUCUACGCUGGAGGAAAUGAGACGACUGAAGAGAGGAAAGCUCCCAACCUCGUACAACGCCAGCAAAGCCAUGGCCUUCGACGGCUGUUUCCAUGACAGUGACAUUGCGCUGACCCCGUUCCCCCGUCUGCCAACCUCCAUGACCUCCAACCAUCACAGAACUCCACUCCAGAACCCUGAGGACCCCCCCACCGAGGGGACACGUCUCCGCCGGCAACGGUCGGUGCAAGAGAACGUGGAUCUGCUACUUAGCAACAGCUACUUGAUCGACUCGUACUCCCGCAUGGCCUUCCCUCUGUCCUACCUCCUAUUCAAUACCAUCUACUGGAGUAUGUACUCCUCCUGA